AUGGGAAAUCAACUGCCCCAGCCAGUCUUGAUCCUGCUUUUCCUGCUCCUUCCCAGUGAUGCUUCAGCUGCUGCAGAACCGCAGUACCUAGUACUGGUCCCAUCGCACCUCUACACUGGAGUUCCUGAAAAGGCCUGUGUCAUCCUUAAUCACCUGAAUGAGACGGUGGCACUGAAAGUAACUCUGAGGUACGAAAUGCAGAACAAUCCCCUCUUCACAGACCUGGUGACGAAGAGGAACUAUUUCUACUGCAGUUCCUUCAUGAUUCCAGAAUUACCAUCUUCCUGGGUGGUCAUUGCUGUGGAGGUAAAGGGGGCAACUCUGCAUUUCACAAAGAGCAAAUCAAUACAUAUAACUACGGCAGAGAACCUAGUCUUUGUCCAGACAGACAAAUCCAUAUACAAACCAGGACAAACAGUGAAAUUCCGUGUUGUCUCUAUGGAUGUCAAUUUCCACCCUUUGGAUGAAAUGUUUCCAGUGGUUUAUAUUGAGGACCCCAUGAAGAACCGAAUUUUCCAAAAGCAAAGUCUCAAAUUGCAAGGGGGACUCAUCCAACUCUCUUUCCCGCUAUCAGUGGAGCCCAUUCUGGGUUCCUACAAGAUUAUGCUGCAGAAAGAGUCAGGGAAGAAAAUAGAGCGCUCAUUUGAGGUGAAUGAAUAUGUUUUGCCUAAAUUUGAGGUCCAAGUAAAAAUGCCCAAGGUUAUUGGUUUUCUAGACGAAGAAUUUGUGGUAACCACCUGUGCCUUGUACACAUAUGGAGAGCCUGUCCCUGGUAUGGUGACACUUAGUGUAUGCAGAAAAUACUCAUUAUACUGUUUCAGCUGCCACAACACACAUUCACGAAGUAUCUGUGAAGAAUUCAGUCAACAGACAGACACUGAAGGAUGUUUCACACAACUCAUAAAAACUAAAAUAUUUCAGCUGAGACGAAAAGGGUAUGACAUGACAAUACAUGUGGAAGCCAAGGUCAAAGAGAAGGGAACCGGAUUGGAAUUAACUGGGCAUGGAUCAUGUGAAAUCACAAAUACCUUAAGCAUAUUGAGAUUUACUAAAGUAGAUUCACAUUACAGAAGUGGACUCCCCUGGUAUGGACAGGUUCUUCUAGUCAAUGAAAACCAUCAGCCAAUCACCAACAAAACUGUAGAUGUUCAUGUGAAUACUAGAUACUAUUUCAGUGCAACUACUGAUGAGCUUGGCUUGGUGAACAUUUCCAUGGACACCACCAACUACGUAUCACCUUUUCUCACAGUUUCAGUCAAAUACAAAGAGAGUAACAAUUCUUUUGAUAACUGGUGGCUUGCUGAGUUUCAUAAGCAAACAUCUCAUACCGCAAAGCAUUUUUUUUCCCCAAGCAAGAGUUAUAUUCACCUCAAACCUACUAUUGGUACUUUGACCUGUGGACAAACCCAGGAGAUUCAAGUACACUAUAUCCUGAAUAAAGAGAUUCUCAAGGAUGAAAAAGAAUUAACCUUCUACUAUUUGAUUAAAGCAAGAGGAAAAAUCUCCCAAUCAGGAAUCCACGUGUUAUCCAUUGAACAGGGAAACAUGAAAGGGGUGUUUUCCUUCUCCUUUCGAGUGGAAUCAGACUCUGCUCCUCGUGCUCAUCUGCUUGUUUACACUGUUUUACCUAAUGGAGAAAUUGUUGCAGAUGCCGACAAGCUUGAGAUUGAAAACUGUUUUGCCAACAAGGUAACUUUGAGAUUCUCCUCAGCUCAGAGCCUGCCAGCCUCAAACACCCACCUGAAAGUGACAGCCACCCCCCUCUCCCUCUGUGCCCUCCGUGCUGUAGACCAGAGUGUGCUGCUAAUGAAGCCUGAAGCUGAGCUCUCACCUCAAUCUGUCUAUAACUUGCUACCAGUGAAGAGUCCGUUUACCUUUAGAGUUGGAGGUCCUGCGGAUGAAUAUGAUGAAAAAUGCAGCAUUGCAAAAGGUACAACUCACAGAGGAAAGCAAGUCCUGGAGGGCGAUGACAUUUACCGUACCUUCAUGGCCGCAAUCCUUAACCAAAUGGAUCCCAAAGCUGCUUACCACCAUCAUAUUCCGCUCUCAGUCAGUGACUCUUGGGGAUUCCAAUAUGUGAGAAAACCAAAACACAAUAUUUUCCACAACGUGUCUGACACUCUUGAAAAGGCCAUAGGAUUAGACAUUUUUACCAACUCAAAAUUCCAUAAGCCACCUUUGUGUUUACCACGAAGAUUGCGUGCCAGCAUAAUAGGAGGACCAGGUCUGCGAGGCUUACCCCUAGGAGAAAUAAUGUACCCAAUGGUCGAAGAAGAACCUCAGAUAUUGCAAGUGGAAGAGAUAGUCCGGAAGUACUUCCCUGAGACCUGGAUCUGGGAUUUGGUAGUAGUCAACUCAUCAGGUGUAAAAGACCUGGUGAUGCAGGUCCCUGACACCAUCACGGAGUGGAAGGCCAGCGCAUUCUGCUUGUCUGGAACCACAGGGUUUGGCCUCUCUCCUGUCGUGUCUCUUCAAGCCUUCCAGCCUUUCUUCCUGGAACUCACCCUCCCUUAUUCUGUGGUGCGAGGAGAAGCCUUCACACUCAAAGCCACUGUGUUUAACUACUUGUCCAUUUGCAUUCGGGUCAUUGUGCAGCUAGAAGUCUCUUCCGCUUUCCUGGCUGUCCCAACAGAGAAGAAUGAAGAAUCUCACUGUGUCUGUAGAAAUGGGCGGAAAACCGUGUCCUGGACUGUGACUCCAAAGUCACUGGGAAAGGUGAAUUUCACAGCUACUGCAGAAGCCGUGCAUUCUCAGGAAGUGUGUGACAAUAAGUUGACUGACAUCCCACCACUUGUGCAGAAGGACACUGUAGUCAAGCCCUUACUAGUUGAGCCUGAAGGAAUAGCAAAGGAGGAAGCUUUCAACACGCUGUUCUGUGCAUCAGAUACUGGAGUACCUGAAAAGGUGUCACUGAAUGUUCCUUCAAAUGUGGUUGAAGGAUCUCCCAGGGCAACAUAUUCAGUUUUGGGUGAUAUACUAGGAUCUGUAGUGCAAAACCUUCAGAACCUUCUCCAGAUGCCCUAUGGUUGUGGAGAGCAGAAUAUGGUCCUUUUUGUCCCAAACAUUUAUGUUCUAAACUAUCUCAAUGAGACACGACAGCUGACAGAGAAGAUCAAGGCCAAAGCCACUAACUACCUCAUCAGUGGGUACCAACGGCAAUUGAAUUACAAGCACAGAGAUGGUUCCUACAGCACCUUUGGGGACAAUGAUGGUAGCAGUCAGGGAAACACGUGGCUCACUGCAUUUGUGCUCAAGUCCUUUGCUCAAGCCCAAUCGUACAUCUUUGUGGAGAACUCACACAUCAGAGAUGCCCUCACCUGGCUUUCACGGAGACAAAAGGCAGAUGGUUGUUUCGAAGGCUCUGGAUCACUGCUGAACAAUGCCAUUAAGGGUGGGGUGAACGAUGAGUUGACACUCUCUGCCUACAUCACCAUUGCUUUGCUGGAGAUGCCACUGCCUGCCACUCACGCAGUGGUCCGCAGUGCCCUAUCCUGCCUUGAAACAGCCUGGAGCUCCACCUCAGAGGACCAAGGAAGUCUUGUCUACACCAAAGCAUUAUUGGCCUAUGCCUUUGCCCUAGCAGGAAACAAGGUCAAACGAAGAGAGUUGCUUGAAUCAUUAAACAGAGAGGCUGUGAAAGAAGAGGAUUCAAUCCACUGGCAACGUCCUGGGAAACUUCAAGAAGCUAAGACCCUCUAUUCUCAACCACGGGCUCCCUCUGCAGAAGUGGAGAUGACAUCUUACGUGCUCCUUACCUAUCUUACUGUCCAGCCUGCCCCAUCUUCAGAGGACCUGUCUGUGGCAUCACGUAUUGUGAAGUGGAUCACCAAGCAGCAAAAUCCCCAAGGGGGCUUUUCCUCCACUCAGGACACAGUGGUGGCUCUUCAAGCCCUCUCCAAAUAUGGAACAGCAACUUUCAGUAAAAGUGAGAAAGCAGCUUUGGUGACCGUCAAAUCUUCACACACCUUUUCUAAAGACUUCCAAGUAGAUGAUGGCAACCGCCUAGUGCUGCAGGAGGUCCGGUUACCAGAGGUUCCGGGGGAGUACAGCACAACUGUGUCAGGGUCGGGAUGUGUGUACCUCCAGACAUGCCUGAGAUAUAACGUCCUUCCCAAGAAAGAAGGGAAAGUGCCCUUUGCUCUGCAGGUUAAUACUCUCCCCACGAAUUGUGAUGGAGUGGAUGCUCACAGAAAGUUCCAGAUUCACAUCAACAUUAGUUACACUGGGGACCGACCCAGUUCCAACAUGGUCAUUGUUGAUGUGAAGAUGGUAUCAGGCUUCAUACCUAUGAAACCAUCAGUUAAACAGCUCCAGAAACAGCCUCAGAUUCAGAGGACUGAAGUGAGCAUCAACCAUGUCCUAAUCUACUUUGAAAAGCUAACCCAUCAAGCCCUGAAUUUUUCCUUCUUUGUGGAACAAGACAUCCAAAUAAAGAAUUUAAAACCAGCUACAGUAAAAGCCUAUGAUUAUUAUGAGACAGAUGAAUUCACCUUUGAAGAAUACAGUGCCCCUUGCAGUGCUGGUAAAGUAUUAAUGAUUCAAUCUAACGCCAAUUGA
Piliocolobus tephrosceles (Ugandan red Colobus) is the source of this 4557-nucleotide messenger RNA. RefSeq names its product pregnancy zone protein-like. Gene Ontology annotation, molecular function: protease binding; endopeptidase inhibitor activity. The record is from RefSeq and is a predicted model, not a curated record. Bases 1 to 4557 code for a protein of 1518 amino acids. The transcript has 36 exons. Gene Ontology annotation, cellular component: extracellular region. Lineage: Eukaryota; Metazoa; Chordata; Mammalia; Primates; Cercopithecidae.